This is a messenger RNA of Cryptosporidium muris RN66, 1248 nucleotides long. RefSeq lists its product as uncharacterized. Gene Ontology annotation, biological process: amino acid transmembrane transport. Lineage: Eukaryota; Apicomplexa; Conoidasida; Eucoccidiorida; Cryptosporidiidae. The record is from RefSeq and is a predicted model, not a curated record. Gene Ontology annotation, molecular function: amino acid transmembrane transporter activity. The transcript has 3 exons. Bases 1 to 1248 code for a protein of 415 amino acids.
AUGUUUGCAAUAAUUUAUGUAGGAGAUUUUAUGCCAGCUAUUGCAAAAUCAUUCAAAUUAAUGAAUAGAAAAUUGUCACCUGAUUGGCCAAAUACACUUAAACAAGUAAUAGAAAUGCUUUAUUAUUUACUUAGCUGCCGUGAAGGUGCAAUUAUACUAUCUUGUAUAAUAUUCUUCAUUUUAUGCUCACCAAAAAAUGUAACUCAUAUUCGAUAUUUCAGUUGGAUGUCAAUAGUAGCAAUGGGAAUAACCAUGAUAUUAAUAGGUGCAAAGGCCUAUAGAAUAGCUAUAAAUAGUUCAUUUGAUAAUUUUUCUCCGAAAUGGUUUAAUUUCAGUUUUGAAGGGAUAUCAAAUGCUUUAGGGCUUGGAAAUCUUUUAUUAUUUAUAUUUUUUUGUCAUUUUAACAUUAUAGAAGUUGGGAGACAAAUGAAAGACCCAAGUAAACUUAAAAACUUUGUUAUAGUGAGUUUAAUAAUGAUAUAUGCAGUUACAUGUAAUUUUACAAUUGCUCUAGCUGGUUAUAUUGCAUUUGGUGAAGAUGUGAAACCAAAUAUACUUGUUAACUUUCCAACAAAUGAUAAUGAAGCUACUAUCAUUAGAAUAUGUCUUACAAUAUCAAUAUUUAUAUUAAUUCCAUUAUCAGUAUAUCCUAUGAUAGCCUCAUUUAUUAAUAUAUUUAGCAAAGAUUAUACAUUACAAUCUAAGAAUAUAUCUCAAAGUAAAAAUAUAACUUCAUGGUCAAACUCAGAGUUACAAAACUUUUGCGAUUUUGAUUCAUAUACAUCACAAUUAAAUGAUAAUAUAUCAUCCUGUAUGGAAAUACGCUACAUAGAGCUUAAUACAAAUAUUGAAUCUAACAGAGAACAGCAUUAUAGUCAAAUAACAGAAGAAGAAAAUUCAACUUCUAUGCUAGAGCAACCAUAUGCUCCAAAUGUUACUAUAUCUGUAUCUGCUUCAGCUCCACGUUUUACCAAAACUAAGAUAUUUAGAAUAAUUUGCCUUUUCUUUUUACUCUCUUUUGGUGCUUUUAUUGCAACCAGAUUAUCUUCAGUUGCUGUUCUUACCGAAGUUAUAGGGGGAACUAUCGAUGCUAUAUUCAUACUCUGCCUCCCUGCAUAUAUCAGUUAUGUAACUAAAAUAAAUGAACCUCACAUAAUAGUGAUAUUUCUUAUUCUACAAUGGAUUUGUUCUACCUUUAAAGCUAUUAUGAACUUUUUUUCUAGUCACCAUAACCAGCCCUCUAGCUAA